UGUAAAUAGUGGCUGUUGCAUUGUUUGCAGAAGGUUUUCAAGUUUAACCAUUCAUGAGCUGAUAAGGAAGGUAGUCGACGAACGUGUUCAAACCUGCUGGUGAAAGGAUUAAGAUCCCCUCCCUUCAAGAAUGAACUCAGAACAAUAGAAUGUACAAGGAUUUCCAGGUAACAAGCGGGGGAAAGAAUACAAGGUUAAAGAGAAUAAUACUAAAGUUAUUGGGAAACGAGACUUCCGUGAACCUAUCAGGUGAGGUCAGACCUUCACUCUGGUGCGUGAAGCAACAGUUUGUAAACGAUCGGGGUCAAAGGUCAGUGAGGGAAUCACAGCCGUACGUCCCAGAGAAAGCAACUGGAUUACUUUCUGUAAAGAUGGAACCGUUUGUAUGGGACUGUCUGUCCUGUUUGCUUCCUUCCCUGUUCCUGUUCCUGCUGAGUCUCGUCCUCCGCUGGCUCAGAGCACGUUGUCGGACAGGACGGGCGUCCAUGACUGAAGAAGAACCCGCGCUCAUCUGCAAAACCUCUGCGCUGGCAAAAUAUCUGCUGCGCCACUGUGGCUCUCUGGCCAGGCCGAGACCGGCCGCCUGGCCCAGGGGGGACCCCCACCUCCAGACCCUCUCCGCUCUGCUGUGUGGACCAGCAGGAGACACAGUAGAGUUCACCAGGGACAAUCUGCUGCUGAGAGACGGGGGGAUUGUAGCGGUGGACUGGGCUCUGGAGACCAGACUGGGUGAGAGGACUGGGAGGGGGAGGUGGGAGGGGAGGAAGGAGCAUCAGUCGGGGGGAAAGGCGCUGGGUUGUUUCACCUCGGCGCCUCCUGUCCUUGUCCUCAUCCCUCAUUCAUGGGGAGGGGUGAGCCCUCACUUGAAGGCUCUGUGCCUUCAGGCCAUGCGUCAGGGCUUCUACGUGGUGGUGUUCCACCCCCGGGCCACAGCAGGGUGCCCGCUGACCACAGCACGACUCACCGAGUUCGGAGACCCGGCUGAUCUUGAGCAGGCAGUGACCUACAUUCACAGCCGCCACCCGUCCUCCGAGCUGGUGGCGGUGAGUGAGGGUUCAGGUUCAGGGAUCCUUCUCUCCUACCUGGGGGAAUGUGGAUCCAGCACAUACCUGACUGCAGCUGCUGCCCUCUCACCCGUGCUCCUGGGCCAGCUGUGGUUCCAAACAGCCAUGCCUGCCAUUUAUCGCUGGGGUGCGCUGUUCCACCGGAAACUGCAGCUGAGGAGAUACGCAAACUCCUUCAGAGGAGUCGUGGAUGUGGACCGGGCCCUCAGCUCUUCCUCCCUGAGAGACUUUGAAGAAGCUCUUUUCUGCUCUUCGGCCCAACGUCCAGAGAAUCCUCCAGUAAACUCUCUUAACAACUCCGGACUGAGGCCAAGACCUCAUAAUGAGAGGGAGGUGGCUCCCUCGGUGGCCUGGGCACUGGGGGAAAGGGCUCAGCCAGCCGAGGACUGGGACAGCUACUGGGAGAGGAACGAACCCCUGAGAGAUGCAGAUGAAGUGGCCCUCCCUGUGCUCUGCAUCUGCAGCCGUGACGACCCUCUCCUCCCUCCUGCCUCCACUCUACCCAUCGCCCUCUUCCAGAACAAUCCCCACUUCUUUCUGGUGUUCACGGACAAAGGAGGGCACUGUGGAUUCACCCGAGACCGACAGGAGAUGGAGGAAGGGAAGGGUGAAAAUAAGGAGGUGGAGGAAGCUAGCUGGAGUCACAUUGCAGUUCUGGACUACUUCAGAGUGGUGGCUGAUUUCCUAAGAGGGGAGAGGAGGGAUGGGACAAGCUGGGGGGGUCCACUAGGGGGAAACAUCCAUGCUGGGCAGAGGAACAGGGGCAGCACCAUGGGCCCUCUCCGCAGGAGGAGAGCCAGCGUGAUGAGGAGGCCGAGACCUCAGGCACCAGAACAGAGCAGCGUGGAUGCAGAAGGAGAGAACUUCACCUGGAAGAGGUCCUAUACACGCUGAAGAGGAAGAUGGUGGAGGAUCAGAAAGAUUCUAUUGAUUUUUGUACCUUGUCAAUCAAACGUCUGGAAUAUAAAAGCAACCAAGUAAUGGACAGCUGUUGGAAACGAUAUUUUAGUUCAGGAAUGGGUUAAGACAAACUAAGAUCGCUCAUGAUACAAUACAUGGUCCACAAUAACGCUAUCAUCAUACAGCAAUUCUGCACUAAUCAUACAAGACAAUCGUAUAAUGAUACAUCACAAACUAAACAAAAUCACCCUAAAGAGUUAAAGUGCAGGAUUCGUUCUGUAAUUUGGUCUCAGUUUCAGAGUUUGACACAAACUGAGUUGAAACAAUGGAGAAAAAAAAUUGCAUAAAGUUGAAUCUUCUAAUGUCUCUUUGGUCUUUUACAAACACACUGUAGAUUGUAACAUGUGCCAUUAUUCAAAUUUAAAAUGACCACAAACUAGAGAAUAUAAAUAUAACUAAAUAUUGAAAUUUGGCCCCAGCAUAUUGAUAAUGUGAGUAAGGCCAAUAUGUUACAGAAACUACUUUGUCCCACUCUUCCACUUUGUAUGUAUCAAAACAUGAUGAAUCCACGUUCAGAGCCGCUUUGAGAAAAAAAAGUCAAUAAAGAAAAAGGUUUUUAAAGCUUUAAA
This is a messenger RNA of Limanda limanda (common dab), 2593 nucleotides long. Its product is annotated as protein ABHD15. NCBI's taxonomy places the organism in Eukaryota, Metazoa, Chordata, Actinopteri, Pleuronectiformes, Pleuronectidae. Gene Ontology annotation, molecular function: monoacylglycerol lipase activity; short-chain carboxylesterase activity. The transcript has 3 exons. Bases 150 to 1958 code for a protein of 602 amino acids. The record is from RefSeq and is a predicted model, not a curated record.